Kogia breviceps (pygmy sperm whale) is the source of this 2091-nucleotide messenger RNA. It is a transcript of the gene WARS1, whose product is annotated as tryptophanyl-tRNA synthetase 1. The record is from RefSeq and is a predicted model, not a curated record. Gene Ontology annotation, biological process: tryptophanyl-tRNA aminoacylation. Gene Ontology annotation, cellular component: cytoplasm. NCBI's taxonomy places the organism in Eukaryota, Metazoa, Chordata, Mammalia, Artiodactyla, Physeteridae. Gene Ontology annotation, molecular function: ATP binding; tryptophan-tRNA ligase activity.
GCUCGAGCUGCAGUGGGCAGUCUCAGCUUCUCAACUGCCGAGUGUGACCAGUGGCCACCUCUGCUGCAUCUCCUGCAACCUGGUCUUGUCUGGACCACUGAGCAAAUCUGCCAACACCCUAGCCGGCUGUGAACACAGGUCCUGGGAAAUGGCAGAUGUGCCCAACGGUGAGGAGGACUGUGGGUCCCCACUGGAGCUGUUCAAGAACAUUGCUGCUCAAGGGGAGCUCGUGAGGGCCCUCAAAGCCAGAAACGCGGCGAAGGAUGAAAUUGAUUCCGCAGUGAAGAUGUUGUUAUCCUUGAAAAUGAGCUACAAAGCUGCCACGGGGGAGGAUUACAAGGCUGACUGUCCUCCAAGGGACCCGGCACCUGGGAGUGAUAGUGGCCUGGAUGUCACAGAAGCAGGCGAGGAUUUUGUGGACCCGUGGACAGUACAGACAAGCAGUGCAAAAGGCAUUGACUAUGACAAGCUCAUCGUGCGGUUCGGAAGCAGUAAAAUUGACAAGGAGCUGAUAAACCGAAUAGAGAGAGCCACGGGUCAGAGGCCGCACCGCUUCCUGCGCAGGGGAAUCUUCUUCUCGCACAGAGACAUGCAUCAAAUUCUUGAUGCCUAUGAAAAUAAGAAACCAUUUUAUCUGUAUACGGGCAGGGGCCCCUCUUCUGAAGCAAUGCACGUAGGUCACCUCAUCCCGUUUAUCUUCACAAAGUGGCUGCAGGAUGUGUUCCACGUGCCCUUGGUCAUCCAGAUGACCGACGACGAGAAGUACCUAUGGAAGGACCUGACCCUGGACCAGGCCUAUGGCUACACUGUGGAGAACGCCAAGGACAUCAUCGCCUGCGGCUUUGACAUCAGGAAGACUUUCAUCUUCUCUGACCUUGACUACAUGGGGAUGAGCCCAGGCUUCUACAAGAACGUGGUGAAGAUACAGAAGCACGUCACCUUCAACCAAGUGAAGGGCAUCUUCGGCUUCACUGACAGUGACUGCAUCGGGAAGAUCAGUUUUCCUGCCAUCCAGGCCGCUCCCUCCUUCAGCAACUCGUUCCCCCAGAUCUUCCGAGACCGGACAGAUGUCCAGUGCCUCAUCCCGUGUGCCAUCGACCAGGACCCAUACUUCAGGAUGACCAGAGACGUGGCCCCCAGGAUCGGCUACCCUAAGCCAGCCCUGCUGCACUCGACCUUCUUCCCCGCCCUGCAGGGGGCCCAGACCAAGAUGAGCGCCAGCGACCCCAACUCCUCCAUCUUCCUCACAGACACGGCCAAGCAGAUCAAGACCAAGGUCAACAAGCACGCGUUCUCCGGAGGCAGAGGCACCACUGAGGAGCACCGGCAGUUUGGGGGCAACUGCGACGUGGACGUGUCCUUCAUGUACCUGACCUUCUUCCUGGAGGAUGACGACAGGCUGGAGCAGAUCAGGAAGGAUUAUACCAGCGGGGCCAUGCUCACCGGCGAGCUCAAGAAGGAGCUUAUAGAAGUUCUGCAGCCCUUGAUCGCCGAACACCAGGCCCGGCGCAAGGAGGUCACAGACGAGAUAGUGAAAGAGUUCAUGACUCCCCGGAAGCUGUCCUACGACUUUGAGUAAUGCUCACCUUCUAUACACGUAGUAAGAGAUGUAAUUUACCAAGAAUCCCAGCCCAGUUGAAUCACCACUUCCCUUAGGCUGUGUCACACGGUAAUUACCGGCCUGGUGUCUGUAAGCCCUCUGUGUGUAUCAGUGCUGUUUCUUCUGCUGAAUGUCAUUCCCUGUCUCCUGUGAGCACAGCCCUGUGGGGUGAUUGGGUGCUGGGUAAUAGUGAGUGGUCACACAGACAAGUCCAGCUGGAGUCUCCCACAAAGCAGCCCCAAGGAUGUGCAGCCUUGGGCUGGAUGUCCACUGGCCAGCCUGUUCUGGUCCACAGAGCAGCUCUUGUUUGAAAGCAUCCUACAUCCAAACAUACUCUUAAACGUGCGCUAUCAAAGAAAAUGUCGUCUAUGUAUGCAUACCUGGAAUCGAGAUGUUAUUAUCAUAAAACCAAAAAGAAGUGCUUCAAACAGUUGACGUGGGGAAGCUUCACGGGCACAAGAGGCAUUUCAGCACGUGACCCCCCCAAAUUA